AUGGGAAUAGAAUUGAAUGGCAGACAUCCACUUCUUCUAUAUGGAUAUGGAGCCUAUGGAUGUUCGCUUGAUGCUUAUUUUUCACACGCUACUUUUUCUCUUCUUGAUAGAGGAUUUGUCUAUGCCAUUGCAAAUGUGAGGGGUGGCUCUGAGAAUGGUAGAGGUCAUUAUCUUGAUGGAAAAUUAUUGAAUAAGAAAAAUAGCUUUUUCGACUUUAUCGAUUGUGCUGAAUAUUUGAUUAAGGAAGGUUGGACGAGCACCAACAAACUAGUGAUCGAGGGAGGAAGUGCUGGUGGACUAUUGAUUGGUGGUGUAAUUGCUUUUAAACCUGAAUUAUUUAGAGCUGCAAUUUUGGAAGUUCCAUUUGUUGAUAUCAUUAAUUCCAUGUCAGAUUCAUCCAUUCCAUUAUCAGUCACAGAAUACGAUGAAUGGGGUAAUCCACAAAACGUAGCACAUUUCGAAUACAUGUUGUCUUAUUCACCUUAUGACAAUAUUGAUAAGGAGGAAAAUAUUACAAAACCUUAUCCAGCUUUACUCAUUGACCAUGCAUUGAAUGAUUCAAGAGUUCAGUAUUGGGAAGGAUUAAAAUUUGUUGCAAAGGUUCGCCAUUUUUAUGCAACACCAAAUAGAACACGUCACUUUCCAACUCCAAGUCUCGUUCUAUGCAAAACAAACAUGAAACAAGGACAUGGUGGAGCCAGUCAACGUUACGAGUCCUACAAGGAAGUUGCAUACAGAUAUGCUUUUGCUAUUAGCCAAGUUCAAGAAGAGACAAAAUAA
Molecule: messenger RNA, 780 nt
Organism: Naegleria lovaniensis
Lineage: Eukaryota; Heterolobosea; Eutetramitea; Acrasida; Naegleriidae
Exons: 2
Coding region: 1-780 (259 amino acids)
Biological process (GO): proteolysis
Molecular function (GO): serine-type endopeptidase activity
Source: RefSeq, a predicted model, not a curated record